Momordica charantia (bitter melon) is the source of this 2136-nucleotide messenger RNA. Its product is annotated as putative protein S-acyltransferase 1. Lineage: Eukaryota; Viridiplantae; Streptophyta; Magnoliopsida; Cucurbitales; Cucurbitaceae. The record is from RefSeq and is a predicted model, not a curated record. Gene Ontology annotation, biological process: protein targeting to membrane; peptidyl-L-cysteine S-palmitoylation. Gene Ontology annotation, molecular function: protein-cysteine S-palmitoyltransferase activity. Gene Ontology annotation, cellular component: endoplasmic reticulum; Golgi apparatus.
UGCAACAGAAAGCGGUGCCCGGUGAAGCAUCAACAAAAUCGCCUCUGGCUCUCUGCUUUCACCUUUAUGAAAAAUACGGUGCGCCUCUCUCUCUCUCUCUCUCCUCUCCUCUCCUCUCUCUCUCUCUUUCUCUCCCUGUCAUGAGUGGUUUCGCGGCGGAAACCUCGCAAUAACAAGGGAAUCGUUAGAGAGAGAGGGGGAGAGGAAGAACAACAAACAAAAAAGAUAUCAGAUUUCUUGAGAGAGAGGACGAGGUGGGCUGAAUUUUUUCUUCUUGCACUGUAAGAUCGAUCUGGGUUUGACACAUUUCUGGGGCUCGUUACGACCCAUUGCUGUUUGCAAAUUGAAAACCCAUUUCGUUCUUCUAUUCACCCAUUUGAAGAGGAUUUUUUUCCUUUUUUUCGAUUUGAUUUUGAUUUUCUAGAGAUACCCAAAAAGGAAAAAAAAAAAAGCAUUUCGAGUUGUUUUUGUUUGUUUGAAGUGGGUGUCUGGGAAUCACAACCACGAACACCCAGAGAUUUUUUGCUUUUCCCCUCAGACAAACCAGAAAGAAUUCGAUUGGAAAAUGAACAAAGAAUCGAGCUGGGACGGCUCUCCCUCCAAUGCCAUUCAUGUUGCUCCUCACAAACCAGCUCAAAGGAGGCUAUAUCAUGUCUGGAAGGGAAACAAUAAAUUCUUAUGUGGUGGGAGAUUAGUCUUCGGUCAAGAUGGGUCAUCGCUCUUUUUAACAUCAUUUUUGAUCGGUGUUCCUGCAAUAACAUUCUGUAUAAGAAUGUUAGUGGCUGUCAAUGGCGAUCAAGAUUUUUUUCACUUCCCUGUAUUGAUUGGAGGAUUGGUUCUUACAGUUUUGGAUUUUCUUUUUCUCUUCUUGACUUCUGGUAGAGAUCCUGGGAUCAUUCCAAGAAACUCAAUGCCGCUUGAAUCAGAUGAAUUAUUGGACAUGCCCACCCCUUCUAUGGAGUGGGUCAAUCACAAGACACCUAAUCUGAAAAUACCCCGGAUAAAGGAUAUAACAAUCAACGGAUACUCGGUCAAAGUUAAGUUUUGUGACACUUGCCUUUUGUACCGUCCACCACGGGCUUCUCAUUGCUCAAUUUGCAACAAUUGUGUCCAGAAGUUUGAUCACCACUGUCCGUGGGUAGGUCAGUGUAUUGGCCUGCGGAACUAUCGAUUUUUCAUAAUGUUUAUUUCAACAUCUACCAUGUUGUGUAUAUACGUCUUCACGUUUUCGUGGAUCACCAUUGUUCGACAAACUGGCAGCUUUUGGACUGUCGUCUCAAAUGAUAUCUUGUCUGUUAUACUUGUUGUAUACUGCUUCAUAUCUGUUUGGUUCGUUGGCGGGCUAACGGUUUUCCAUAUUUAUCUGAUGUGUACCAAUCAGACAACUUAUGAAAAUUUCCGUUACCGCUACGAUAAGAAGGUCAACCCCUUUACCAAAGGGCUAUGGGGAAAUUUGAAGGAUGUCUUCUGGUCUAAGAUCCCUCCUUCGAUGAUUGAUUUCCGAGCAUGGGUAGCAGAAGAGGAAGAAGGCAGCCUGCAAUACACCGGUUCCAAAACCGAUAGAGGCUUCGUCAUCACAAAGGAUAAAUUCGACUUGGAAAUGGACAUGAUAUUUACCAAGGAUAGUAGUAUGAAACUUCCAAGCAUGUUGCAAAAUUUGGAUUAUUCCAGUAUCGAUGAUGAUUUGAAGAAAAAGGAUGUCACAGACCGAAAUGUCGCGUAUGCAUUUACUCCUAUGCAAGAUCGAGCCGUACAGAAUCCGAUGUUAAGCGGUAUGAACAAUAAGAGAACUCAGUAGCAUCUUUAAUUCAAUCUCAUCGCCGUCAAGUUUCUUGGAGACGAAAGGUCUCGUAGAGAUAUUUCCUUCGAAACGAUAGCAUCCGACGGAUUCAGCAUUGAUCUCAACUUGUUUUGAAAUAGGGAUUAACUCUAAACCAGGUCGGGAACGAUGAAAUGACAGCAACUGUAAGUAUUGUGUAGAAAAUCAAAUAAACACCCUUUUCCUCUUCCUUUCUAUGUUCACCUAAAUCUACUAUGAAUUGACCAAGAGCCACAAGAAUCUGAAAAAAAAAGAUGUACUUUGUUUACAAUAGUUAAUUGAGCUUAAUGUUGAGGAAAUUACUCCAAGUUGUGUAA